CACUCUUGUAAGUUUUAAGAUUUAAGAUUUAAUUUUUGAAUAAGAAUUCAGAAUUUCUUUUUUUAAAAAGUUUUAUUCACUAGUAUGCUAAAAGAAAUCCAGAUUUUGGGGGUUCCUUGGGUACGCCACUUGCUGAAAUCCUUCCAUAAUGCGAAAUUUCCCCUUCCUAGAAAUAUCCAGUUAUAUAAAUCCCCAAAUUUGAACUCUAGGGUUUAUGGGGUUUAUUGUUUGCAUUCAUUUUCAACGCAAUCGAAUAAAUUUUCUGAAUAUGAAAUGCCAUCGGUUACUUGGGGGGUCGUCCAAGGUCGAAAAGAACGGCUGGUGUCGAAAGUGAUAAUAUGUGAUUAUUUGAAGACUUUGGGGAUAAUUACUGAUGAAUUAGAAGAAAUUGAAUUGCCCUCCACUGUUGAAGUUAUGAGGGAGAGAGUGGAGUUUUUGCAGAAACUAGGGUUGAGUAUCGACGAUUUUAAUGAGUACCCAUUGAUGCUGGGUUGUAGCGUUCGCAAGAAUAUGAUCCCUGUAUUAGGGUAUUUGGAAAAGAUUGGGUUGCCCAGAUCAAAACUAGGUGAGUUUGUGAAGAAUUACCCACAAGUUUUACAUGCCAGUGUGGUGGUUGAGCUUGUCCCGGUAGUCAAGUUUCUUCGUGGCCUUGAUGUUGAGAAAGAAGAUAUUGGAUAUGUGCUGCAAAAGUAUCCUGAAUUAUUUGGCUUUAAGCUUGAGGGUACCAUGAGUACAUCGGUGGCAUACCUUGUAAGUAUUGGGGUGAAUCCCAGAGAUAUUGGCCCAAUGGUGACACAAUAUCCAUAUCUUUUGGGGAUGAGAGUAGGCACUAUGAUUAAACCACUUGUUGAGUACUUGGUUUCACUGGGAUUGCCGAAGAAGAUAUUGGCUCGAAUGUUUGAGAAGCGACCAUAUGUAAUUGGUUAUGAUUUAGAAGCAAGUGUGUCAUCAAAUGUAGAAUGUUUGAUCAGCUUUGGAAUUAGUAAAGAAGUAAUUCCUUCAAUUAUAGCACAAUACCCUCAGAUUCUUGGGCUACCUCUGAAGGCAAAAAUGUCUACACAGCAGUACUUUUUCAAUUUGAAGCUCAAGAUUGAUCCAGAUGGUUUUGCACGAAUUGUUGAGAGAAUGCCGCAGAUAGUCAGCCUUAGUCAGCAUGUGAUUAUGAAACCUGUUGAGUUUCUUUUAGCACGGGGAAUACCAGCUGAAGAUGUUGCUAGGAUGGUCGUGAGAUGCCCACAACUAGUGGUAGUGCAUGUUGUAAUCAUGAAGAACAGUUAUUAUUUCUUCAAGAGUGAAAUGGGUCGUCCUCUGAGAGAGCUAGUGGAAUUUCCAGAAUAUUUUACUUACAGCUUGGAAUCGCGGAUUAAACCUAGAUAUCAGAAACUGCAAAGUAAAGGGAUCAGGUCUUCCUUGCCAGCGUUUCUCAACUGUAGUGAUAAGUGGUUUGAUGAAAGAAUUCAGGGUGAUGUUUUUGAAGCUGAGAGUUCUGGCCCCACAUUUAACAUGGGUGGGAAGUUAGAACUAGCAGGAAGUUACAAUGUAUCAGAUGAAGAAGAUGAAAGUGAAGAUGAAGUACUCUAUAGGCGCACUGUCUCCCUCUAGUGUAGUUUGUCUUCAAUAACUAAUGUACCAAAAUAUGACAAAAGUUCUAAUGGAAGUCAGAUUAAGUUAUUGUUCCUACA
Beta vulgaris subsp. vulgaris (sugar beet) is the source of this 1682-nucleotide messenger RNA. RefSeq names its product transcription termination factor MTERF4, chloroplastic. Gene Ontology annotation, molecular function: double-stranded DNA binding. Gene Ontology annotation, biological process: regulation of DNA-templated transcription. Bases 85 to 1602 code for a protein of 505 amino acids. The transcript has a single exon. The record is from RefSeq and is a predicted model, not a curated record. NCBI's taxonomy places the organism in Eukaryota, Viridiplantae, Streptophyta, Magnoliopsida, Caryophyllales, Amaranthaceae.